ACCAGAGGGCUGUCUGUUUGUGUUUAGAUGCUGCUGGUGUACGGGUUCAUCGAGGAGCCGAGGCUGUUGCUGCACGGCGGAGGUGGAGGCCAGCGCACACAAAUCCGUUCCACAGCAUUGACUCGCCAGUUGGCAAAGUCCCAACCAGGACUGCUAGUGGCUGCCAUGGUGGCUUUACAUGAAAACAACAAAGUCCAGCUGGAACAGGCUGGUCACAUAUUUAAGGAGCUGGGAUGUGAGAAUUGCUUACAGGUGGAUUUCUGGGAGGCGAUGCUCAUGGCCUCCUCACAGGAAGCUGUCAUCCAGGAACUUCUGUUCCGACUGGCGUCCGUCUACAUCGACCGACUGACAAACACAACGUCGGAUACACACCCCAACGAACCACACGCACCUUCGAGACGCAGGCCGCUGAAGAGUGCAGACGAUCUGAUGAACUCAUGCUCCCAUUACGGUGCUCUGUACCCAUGGCUCACUGUUCUCAAUCCAGCUCAAACUACCAGCUCCCAACACCAGGAGGCGCUAUACAAACUGCAGUCUCUCCUGUGUGGUCCGUCCCUGUCCGUGGGCUCCGUCGUGCCUCUGAUGGAGCGUCUGUCAGAGGAAUCCCUAUGGGGCUUCAGCCUGCACCUCCUCUGCACAACCAGAAGGGGGCAGUACGACAGCAGCAUUGAAAAGCUGCUGGACCGAUGUCCUCAGGCCAUCAUAGCCUACGCCAACCACCAGUUACAAGACAAACACAUGGUGUUAUGGUGGCAGAAGCUGCUCCCAGAGCUUUGUAACAGGACGAGAGCUGCCACAGACAACAGCAUCCUAUUGGCUGCUCUUAAAGAGACGCUAGUAGUGGUUGCCAUGGAGAUGAGCCCCACAGAGUUCCUGGAACUGAUGCCUGACGACGGCACGGCAUUCUUCUUCUUGCCUCACCUCUUGACUUGCAGCCAGCAUCACCUGCUAGCAUGACUGACACACACACACACACACACACACACACACACACACACACACACACACACACACACACACACAUACACAGACAGACAG
Molecule: messenger RNA, 1038 nt
Organism: Sander lucioperca (pikeperch)
Lineage: Eukaryota; Metazoa; Chordata; Actinopteri; Perciformes; Percidae
Product: Hermansky-Pudlak syndrome 3 protein-like
Exons: 6
Coding region: 28-957 (309 amino acids)
Biological process (GO): organelle organization
Cellular component (GO): cytoplasm
Source: RefSeq, a predicted model, not a curated record